Molecule: messenger RNA, 1736 nt
Organism: Solanum dulcamara
Lineage: Eukaryota; Viridiplantae; Streptophyta; Magnoliopsida; Solanales; Solanaceae
Product: probable galacturonosyltransferase-like 3
Exons: 2
Coding region: 113-1168 (351 amino acids)
Cellular component (GO): Golgi apparatus
Molecular function (GO): glycosyltransferase activity
Source: RefSeq, a predicted model, not a curated record
UAUUUAUUUCUUCUUCCUUCUCUUUCCUAAAGCAAAAAAGCUUAAAAUCCCUUUUUAGACUUUUAUUCUCUCUCUUAUUUCUCCACCACCGGCCGGUCCCGUCGCCGUCGAUAUGCCGCCGGAAAAUCACCUCAUCACCACCUUCCUCCUCCUCAUUCUCCUCCCUCUUCAUUCUCCGGUCAUCGCCUCCAGCACCACCACCACCACCGACACCCCGAAAUUCCGGGAAGCCCCAGCAUUCCGCAACGGCAAAACUUGCCCAAAUUCAAAAUGGCCUAAAAACCCCUACGAUCCAUCGACUAUCCACAUAGCAAUGACCCUCGAUUACUCCUCCCCAUACCUCCGCGGCUCAAUCGCCGGCGUACUUUCCGUUCUUCAACACGCAACUUGCCCUGAAAACACCUUCUUCCACUUCCUCGCCGUUCACCGACACUUCAAUAACCUCAACAAAACCAUUACAUCAACUUUCCCUUACCUCAAUUUCAACCUCUACAACUUUAACCCUAGUUUAGUCCGUCACUUAAUCUCCUCCUCGAUCCGUCGUGCACUUGAUCAACCCUUAAAUUACGCUCGGAUUUACCUCGCUGACUUACUUCCGGUCACCGUAAAUCGGAUUAUUUACCUUGAUUCCGAUCUCAUUGUCGUGGAUGAUGUAGCUAAACUGUGGAACAUUCAACUUAACGAUCGGGUUUUAGGUGCCCCGGAAUAUUGUCAUGCUAAUUUUACUCACUAUUUUACACACAAAUUUUGGUUCCAUCCAAAUUUUCCGAGCAUGUUCGAGAAUCGAACUCCUUGCUAUUUCAAUACUGGAGUAAUGGUGAUUGAUUUGCAGAAAUGGAGAAAUGACGGCUAUACACAAAAACUUGAACAUUGGAUGAGAGUUCAAAAAAGGUACAGAAUCUACGAACUAGGUUCGUUGCCACCGUUCCUUUUGGUAUUCGCCGGAAAUGUAAAGCAAGUGGAGCAUAGAUGGAACCAACAUGGUCUUGGUGGUGAUAAUCUUGAAGGACAAUGUAGGAAUUUACAUCCAGGUCCAGUAAGCUUACUACAUUGGAGUGGAAAAGGGAAGCCAUGGCUAAGAUUGGACUCAAAGAAGCCAUGUCCAUUGGAUAGUUUAUGGGCACCUUACGAUUUGUUCCGUCACGAAUCAUUGUUUUCGGAUAGUUGAACGAUAAGAGAAUUCAAAUCUAAAAUCUUUGAUUAAGCACUUCUUGUUAAAAGUGAUGGAAUCGAGAACUCGAAAUGUUUAGUUAAGGAUAGAUUGACCAUGUUUGAGUGAGCUGGAGACAGUGAGACUGAGUUUGUAAAAAGACGAAUGAGGACAAAAGCGUGUUGGAUAUGGUGACGUAGGAAGAAGGGUAGUUUUGGGAUUUUGUUAAAAAAAAAUUGACCUAUGUUAUUGGUGGGGUUUAAGAGAAUUUUAACCGUUGGAUUGAGGUGAAUGGUGGAUGUACCAAAAGUGUGGGGUCAUGGGGUGACGUGGAGGAUGUUGAUUGGUGGAUGGGAUUUUGGUAAUGGAUUUUUGGAAGAAAGUGAUUGGAUUAUGGGAAGAUUCUUGUGUUGUUUUCAUAGAUUUAUUUUGUUGUUUGGAUGAUUUAUAUGCACUUUUGUGACCUACUUCAAUUAUUUGCCUACUGUUUCCCUUUGGGAUGUCAUUCAUAAAUCAUCAUCAAAAAAAAAAUGUUGUUUGAUAAUCUUUGAUUGAAUUGAUUUUUAUCUCACAUUUAUGCUCAACA